AUGAGUACCAUGCGCGCGAUCUCUAUCAAGGGCGGCAAAGGCCCCGCCACGUCCUUGUUCAUGGACUCAAUCGCCAAGCCGGUACCGGUUAAUGGCCAGGCUAUCGUUAAGAUCAAGGCUUUUGGAUUGAACCGGAUGGAUCUGCUGCAGCGUGAGGGACAGUACCCGCUUCCGCCGCAGGCACCCGAGACUAUGGGGGUUGAGUUCUCUGGCAUUAUUGAGGAAUUUGGCGGAAAAGCGCAUGAGGAUUUCAAGGUUGGGGACGAGGUUUUUGGCCUGGCUUAUGGUGGUGCGUACGCGGAGUACAUUGCCGUCUCGACCAAGAUGUUGGUUCACAAACCGAAGCAGCUGUCGUGGGAGGAAGCUGCAGGUGUGCCGGAGACCUGGAUCACCGCGUCGCAAGCGCUUUUCCUCAUCGGUGACUUCCAAGAAGGUCAGUCGGUGCUGUGGCACGCGGGUGCUUCUUCCGUCUCCAUCUCGGGCAUCCAGCUCGCCAAAGCGGCCGGUGCCAAGGCCAUCUAUGCAACGGUCGGCUCGCAGGAGAAGAUCGACUUCCUAGAGAAAGAGCUUGGCGUCACCAAGGCCUUUAACUAUAAGACGCAGGACUGGGCGGCCGAGCUCCAGAAGGAAGCUGGCGCGGCCGGGGUCAACCUCACCGUCGAUUUUAUCGGCGCGCCGUAUUUCCAGGGAGACCUGGACGUGGCGGCCAAGGAUGGGCGCGUGGUUUUACCAGGACUGAUGGGUGGAGGGAAAUUGCCAGAUGGCGUGAAUAUUGCGCCGCUUUUGUUCAAGCGGGUCCGGGUCGAGGGCAGUACCCUGCGCAGCCGGGAUGAGGACUAUCAGGCCCGGCUGCGCGACACACUGGUUGACCACGCGCUGCCCAAAUUCUGUGAUGGUACAUUCCGCGUGUUUGUGGAAAAGGUUUUCCCAUUUGAUCAGAUCAUGGCGGCGCACCAAUUGCUGGAGACCAACACGACCAAGGGGAAGAUCAUCUGUGUGAUUGAGUAA
Molecule: messenger RNA, 1008 nt
Organism: Penicillium waksmanii
Lineage: Eukaryota; Fungi; Ascomycota; Eurotiomycetes; Eurotiales; Aspergillaceae
Product: NAD(P)H-quinone oxidoreductase
Exons: 4
Coding region: 1-1008 (335 amino acids)
Molecular function (GO): oxidoreductase activity
Source: RefSeq, a predicted model, not a curated record